Messenger RNA from Jatropha curcas, 1590 nucleotides. The record is from RefSeq and is a predicted model, not a curated record. NCBI's taxonomy places the organism in Eukaryota, Viridiplantae, Streptophyta, Magnoliopsida, Malpighiales, Euphorbiaceae.
CACCGUCGAGGAAACCAAUCGGCCCUUUGGGCUUCACUUAGCCACCCCUAACUGACGCACGCAACGGCAACAGCGAAGCUGCAAGAAGUCAUGAAAGAUUCCUAUCCUAUCUAUCCGUCUUAUUGUCGUUUUCUUUGACUAUUUUUUCUAUAUACGUCUAACAUCCCUCUUUUCUUCGUCCAUCUACUCCAAUAAUAUCAAUCAACAAGAUUCUUUCUUUACUUCAUUCUUGAAUCUCCACCAGAGAUCGAGGAAGGAAUUGAAGAAGGCAAAUAUGGCAACUUCUCUAUGCCUCUUUACUCUCUUGUUAUUUCUUGGGACGAUUGCUCCCUCUCACUUGCAGGUGAUCGCUGAGGCACCAGAUUCCAAGCUGAAGCUUAGCUCUAGGGUCCUUCAGGAUUCAAUAAUUAGAAAAAUCAAUGAAAACCCCAACGCUGGAUGGGAAGCUGCCAUGAAUCCUCGAUUUUCCAAUUAUACUGUUGGCGAAUUCAAGUAUCUUCUUGGAGUCAAGCCAACUCCCAAAAAGGAACUGAGGGGUGUUCCUCUUGUGAGUCAUCCAAAGUCCUUGAAGUUGCCCAAGGAAUUUGAUGCAAGGAGUGCUUGGCCACAAUGUAGCACCAUUGGAAGAAUUCUAGAUCAGGGUCAUUGUGGAUCUUGCUGGGCAUUUGGUGCUGUUGAAUCACUAUCUGAUCGGUUUUGCAUCAAUUUUGGCAUGAACAUAUCUUUGUCUGUCAAUGAUCUCUUGGCAUGCUGUGGCUUUCUGUGUGGAAAUGGUUGUGAUGGAGGGUAUCCACUCUAUGCGUGGAGAUACCUUGUCCACCAUGGCGUUGUCACUGAGGAGUGUGACCCAUACUUUGACGACAUUGGCUGUUCCCAUCCUGGUUGUGAACCUGGGUUCCCUACUCCAAGGUGUGUAAGAAAGUGUGUCGAUAAGAACCAGUUCUGGAGGCAGUCAAAGCAUUACAGCGUCAAUGCUUAUAGAAUCAGAUCAGAUCCCUAUGAUAUCAUGGCAGAGCUUUAUAAAAAUGGACCAGUAGAGGUUGCUUUCACUGUUUAUGAGGAUUUCGCACAUUAUAAAUCUGGAGUUUAUAAGCACAUUACAGGUGAUCAACUGGGAGGACAUGCAGUUAAGCUCAUCGGGUGGGGGACUUCUGAUGAUGGGGAAGACUAUUGGCUUCUUGCAAAUCAAUGGAAUAGAGGCUGGGGUGACGAUGGUUACUUCAAGAUAAAGAGAGGAGUAAAUGAGUGUGGUAUCGAAGAGGAUGUGGUUGCUGGUUUGCCUUCAUCAAGAAAUCUUAAUCUUGUUAGAGAGGUUGCUGGCACAGAUAUUGUUGGGGAUGCUUCUGCUUGAUAUCAGAUUAUUAUACCACAAGUAGUGUAAUUUAUACGCCAGUUUAUAGGGGCCAGAGAUUACAUCUGUGCCAAACAGAAAGAAAAACUGGGUUUGUAAAAGUAUCUUGUAUUGUGGUUUGUAUCAACUAGAUAUUUGUUGCUUAUUCUUGAGAACUGAAUAGUCUUCAAGUGUUAUAUAUUACAUCUCAUAGUCAUAUGUGAUAUGAGAUUCAGCUACUUGCUGCAUUUUAUGUUUCA